CUGAUAGAGAUAUCCAGUAUAAAUAAAGUUAGUUUAGUUUAUAGAUUUCCUCCUGUAGUAACACUGGAUCAAUAAGGGUUAUCCUUACUGGACCUCUAGGAAGAACAGUUAUUGCCUUAAUUGUUUAACGUAUCUGUAAUGAAAAUAUAUACUUAUAAAAUUAUUUAGAAUGGUAGAAUCACUCAAGCUUCGUUGCUACAGUUUCCAGCGAGGAUUCCAAAUGGAUUGCUAUUUCUGAUGUUGUUAGCACUAAGCGAUGCGACGUGCAAGUCCUCACUUUUCAAAAUGUACAGCGAUCGUUAUCUUCCAAAUCACGUGAUCAAAACGGUUCUAGUGACGUCACAAUUUGAAUGCUCAAUGACUUGCUCGCGGCAUGAUGCGUGUGAAUCGUGGAAUUUGUAUGAGACCGCGCAGUUAGGUCUAACAUGUGAACUGAAUAGCGCCACUACAGUCUUGGAAAAUAGUUUACCAAGGAGAGAUGGAGCAAUAUUUGGUCGUCGGCUUGAUAUUGAUUCUGACAAGGUAUGAGUGACUGCCGAAAUACAAACAUACUAGUGAUUAGACAAUGGGUCGGUCCUGGCCCAACCCAAUGUUAUGCAUGGUUGCCUGCCUGCCUACCUGCGCGCGGGCAAGGCAUUGUAUAGUUGUAUUAUUUACAAUUACCAUAACUGAUUGGGCUGCCUAUGGUCCUGGUCCUCAAUAACUUGUCUUCUAGGGAGAACAAUUUAAGCAGAGUAGUUCUGUCAGUUAUGAAUUGUUCUUCCUAGAAAGAUAGUUAAUAUAAUGAUGGAAACAAGAUGCGGUACAGUCCGUAUGUAAACAAAGGCUUUGUUUACAUUUCGGUAUGCAAAAUAUUGAAUUUUAUUCGACAACUAUUUAUAUUUUCAUGAUUCUAGAGUAUAAUAAAUUAUCAAGAGACAACAAUCAAGCUUUGCAAGAACAUAAAAUGAAAUAAAAACCUAAAUUAACGGUUUGUAAAUAAAAAAGAGGGCUCCUUUGUGCAAAUGCGCAGAUCGGAUUGUACCGCAUCUUUCGGUUGUUCUGGGAUUAGAUGCACACGAAGACAGCCUUGGUUCCCGAGUUUUCACUUCAUAAAAGUUGCUUUCUUUUACGGGUUUAGGCAAGCCACGAGCCACCGGAUAAGAAGAUAGAGAAGAAGAUAA
Molecule: messenger RNA, 1163 nt
Organism: Paramuricea clavata
Lineage: Eukaryota; Metazoa; Cnidaria; Anthozoa; Malacalcyonacea; Plexauridae
Source: the annotation of a GenBank genome assembly